Penicillium canariense is the source of this 525-nucleotide messenger RNA. RefSeq lists its product as uncharacterized. The record is from RefSeq and is a predicted model, not a curated record. The transcript has 6 exons. Bases 1 to 525 code for a protein of 174 amino acids. NCBI's taxonomy places the organism in Eukaryota, Fungi, Ascomycota, Eurotiomycetes, Eurotiales, Aspergillaceae.
AUGGGUCAGGGUGUGCUUGAGAAGAGCGCAGCCUACCAGGCCUACCUGGCGGGCAGCCGGGUUGACCUCCAACUGCCUGAUCUCGAUAUUCGGAAUAACGAGGUGGCCACCCUCUUCGCUGGCGAGCGCUUUUGUCGUGUUGCUGGUUGCCCUACCCAUACCUGCUUCGCAAGCACCAAUGGUCUUCACCACCAUUUCAAACUCGUUCACAAGGAUAUCACCCUUACUUCAAAGGAAAAGGGCGGUCGUGCUACAACUGCCGAGAUUGCGGAGGCUCUUACCUUUUUCGAGGGUAUCAUCGUGAAGUGGGAGGAGCGUCAUCGGAAUGACCAGCCUAAUCUACCCUCUCUUCCUUUAAAAAUCAACAGUACCCUGAUGAAAAAGGAGGUUCGCAACCAGGAUUUCACUAUCCCCUGCGUUUGUUGCAAGCUGAAGAAUCUAAGCAGUGCCUGCUGCUCUGACCAAUCUUCCGCAUACUGCGAUCACUUUGAGCUCUUCUCGGACCCUCGUGAAGUUCCUAGGUAG